Messenger RNA from Cricetulus griseus (Chinese hamster), 1609 nucleotides. NCBI's taxonomy places the organism in Eukaryota, Metazoa, Chordata, Mammalia, Rodentia, Cricetidae. The record is from RefSeq and is a predicted model, not a curated record.
ACACGACACUGCCAAUUCUUAAGAGGCCGUCGCAGAGGCAGAAUUGGAGUGGCCAGAAACAAUUUCUCUUUCCCGGAGCCUCCGGAGCCGUACCUGAUGGCGAGUAUGGUAGAACAGAGGCCAAGGCAGAGAUGCUAGCCACGCUGAGGGACCCGGAAGGGGCGUGGCUUCCACUUCAUAGAGGGCUCCGCCCCGACGCAUUACUUCCGUAAACAAAGGGCACUGUUCAGGUGCGGGUGACUUGGGCUGGAGACCGGACUAUUGCUGCAAAGGCUUUGGACUCUCUCUCUGCUUUUCCGGUUAAGAAAAGGAAUCGUAGCCUCUUCUUCCUCUGGUCUUAUGAAGCUACUGUUGAUGCAACGAAGAACCUAAAACAAUGGAAGAGCGGAAAGCUAAGAGGAAGAGUCCCAAGUCUUUCAGUGCCCACUCUACUCAGGUUGCUAAUGCCAAAAAAAAUGCCAUCCCAGCUAGUAAAAGCACGGGCUUUUCAAAUCCUGCGGCACAGUCAACUUCCCAGCGGCCAAAGUUAAAGAGAGUGAUGAAGGAAAAGAACAAACCUCCAGGAGGAGAAGGGAAGGGUGCUCAGACCACCCCCAUCCAGCAUUCCUUCCUCACAGACGUCUCUGAUGUCCAGGAGAUGGAGCGAGGGCUCCUCAGUCUGCUCAAUGAUUUCCAUUCUGGAAAGCUGCAGGCGUUUGGAAAUGAAUGUUCCAUAGAACAGAUGGAACAUGUCCGGGGAAUGCAGGAGAAAUUAGCUCGCUUGAAUUUGGAACUCUACGGAGAGUUAGAGGAACUUCCUGAGGAUAAGCGGAAAGCGGCCAGCGACGCCAACCUGGACAGGCUUCUGUCUGAUGGAGCUGAAAAGCUGACUCAGCGACUAAAAGUACUUGCUGCUCUUGCAGAGGACCCAGAUUCUGUUCCCAGCACCCACAUGGCGGCCCUCAACCGUCUGUAGCUCCAGUUCCGGGGAUCUGAAGCCCUCUUCUGGCCUGAGGGCACCAGGCACACAAGUGGUGCACAUGCUUACAUUUAGAAGAAUUGAAUUCUUCUAUACAGAAACUGCAUUUGGCAGAUGCACAGGAUGUCCCCAACACUUCUACCAGCUAGAGCAGUGUGCAGCCUGCUCUAGGGGUUUGCAGAGAAGCAGCAGUCAUUACUUUUCCAGCUGAGUCCAGUAGCAGAAUCAUCUUCCACAACAAAACUCAAUGAAAGCGCCAGUGCAGUGAUUGUGUUCCCACGUCGCUUCUAGUCAAUGUGCUUGCUGUAAUUCACUGCUGGGGAGGCUGUGGCCUGGCUGUGGGUCAGAUCAGGAAGAGGGAUGCUGAGCUAUGCUGCUGUGUUUUCUUCUGUUGCCUUAAGGGUUAUACUUGAAAUGCAUUGUGCUAAACGUUCAGUAGGGCUGAAGGGUUUGUCCUUCCUGCGAUCACCAUACUGACUCAGUUCUGGUCACGUGUUGGUGGCGCACAGGCCUCCUGUGGCAGCCCAGCUUCAGUUUACGUCAGACAAUCAGUACACACACAGGUGUGUUCCCCAAUGGCCAGUGACAAAUGUUUAAUAAGUAUUAAUAAUAAUGUUUGCUAUUUUUAAUAAAGUGAUUGUUUUAAAUGAU